CCGGCGACUCGAAUGCAGUUUUCAAACCUCAACUGUAGGCUGCGGUCCUCGUCUUCGUUGUGGUCGUUGGGAAUCAUCUCAUAGAGACCAGGUCACAACUGGCGAACUUUUUCCGGAAAAGUACGAGAAGGUCCUGCCACGCUCGGAACUACCUGGCGCUUCACCGGGCUAGAGCUGGAGAACGUGUCCUGUCGUGGCCACCGGCGUGGAUCUGGACGGGAGCCCCCUCGGAGGGGGCAGCCCUGGGAGGACCUUCUGCGGCCGGAGCGGUAAAAAUACGUGAUUAAGAAGGAUAUCUGGUAGUCAUCUAACAUGUCAAGGAGAAGGUUUGAUUGCCGAAGUAUUUCAGGCUUGCUAACUACAACUCCUCAAACUCCAAUCAAAAUGGAAAACUUCAAUAAUUUUUAUACGCUUACAUCUAAAGAGCUAGGACGAGGAAAAUUUGCUGUGGUAAGACAAUGUAUAUCAAAAUCUACUGGUCAAGAAUAUGCUGCAAAAUUUCUAAAAAAGAGAAGAAGAGGACAGGAUUGUCGAGCAGAGAUUCUGCAUGAGAUUGCCGUGCUUGAAUUGGCCAAGUCCUGUCCCCGCGUGAUUAAUCUUCAUGAAGUCUAUGAAAAUACAAGUGAAAUCAUUUUGAUAUUGGAAUAUGCUGCAGGUGGGGAAAUUUUCAACCUGUGUUUACCUGAGCUGGCUGAAAUGGUCUCUGAAAAUGAUAUUAUCAGACUCAUUAAACAAAUACUUGAAGGAAUUUAUUAUCUCCAUCAGAAUAACAUAGUACACCUUGAUUUAAAGCCACAGAAUAUAUUAUUGAGCAGCAUAUGCCCUCUUGGUGACAUAAAAAUUGUAGAUUUUGGAAUGUCUCGAAAAAUUGGGAAUGCAUGUGAACUUCGGGAAAUCAUGGGAACUCCGGAAUACUUAGCUCCAGAAAUCUUGAACUAUGAUCCUAUUACCACAGCAACGGAUAUGUGGAAUAUUGGUAUAAUAACAUAUAUGUUGUUAACUCAUACAUCCCCAUUUGUGGGAGAAGAUAAUCAAGAAACAUACCUCAAUAUUUCUCAAGUUAAUGUAGAUUAUUCAGAAGAAACUUUUUCAUCAGUUUCACAGCUGGCCACAGACUUUAUCCAGGGCCUUCUAGUAAAAAAUCCAGAGAAAAGACCAACAGCAGAAAUCUGCCUUUCUCAUUCUUGGCUACAGCAAUGGGACUUUGAAAACUUAUUUCACCCUGAAGAAACUUCUAGUUCCUCUCAAAUUCAGGAUCAUACAGUUAGAUCUUCUGAAGACAAAAAUUCUAAAUCUUCUUGUAAUGGAACCUGUGGUGAUCGAGAAGACAAAGAGAAUAUCCCAGAGGAUAGCAGCUUGGUUUCCAAAAGAUUUCGCUUUGAUGACUCAUUGCCCAAUCCCCAUGAACUUGUUUCAGAUGUGCUCUGUUAGCACUUUUCUCUUUGACUCAUUUGAACUGAAUUUGGAAUUGUAAAUCCACUUUAGUGUGAAAUUAUGGUUUAUAACUUCAUAUAUAACUUGUUUAUAUUGUAAGUGCACUUUUGCAUAGAAGAAUUUAGGGAAGUGUUUUUAUGCUAAAUUACUAGUUGUUAGCAUAAUUUCAUUUCCUAUCCUGGAAUAUCAACCCUGCAGAGAAGGUAUUUAAAUGUGUAACAAAAAAUAAAAUUGUGCAUGAGUUUACAUGUUAAUGGAAGAAUUCAAGUUCAAAUGAUUUAUCAAAGUUUUAUAAUUUAUCACCAAAAAAGUGAUUUGCAUUAUGUAAACUGAACAAAAUUAAGACAUUCAAAUUUAAUAGGUUCUUCCUGUAAGGUGAGUCCUAUACCAUACCUCUAUAAAGAAAUUGUAUUUAGGAAAACAGUAUCAUGUUUAAGCCAGAAUAUAUGCUAUUUUCGAGAUGCAUAAGAGACAUCUUACAAUAGAAAAUAUUUUUCAAUCAUACAUUUUGAAAAUGCAUAAGAUUUCCAUGAUAUAAUAGGGUUUUCUAUAUGAGAGAGACCCUUUAACAAGAGCGAAAAGGAAGUUGGAAAACCUUAUCGGGAAUAAGUUGGAGCAGAGGUAAGGUUAGCGUGGUUUCAUUUUUGAACCCAAAUAUCUUUUGCACCCUGUCAUCAUAUUUCAAAGUUAAUGAGGUGUAGAAGAUAGAGAAUAGACAGUAUGUAAGUGUAGAGGUUUCCCACCCUCCAGAAUUUCUAAAGAGAAGAUGAUUAGUUGAAACAGAGUGUACCCUAUUUUUAAUCAGCCAAAAAAGUAUCGAGUGUAUAAAAUGUUGACAAAUUUAAGCAGUUCACAGAGCUGUAGAUGUCUUCUACGUCUUAGAAUACAAAGUAGCCUUUCAGAGUUUUAAAAGUAUGCAUAAAAAAAAUACUGCAGCACCAGGAGAACUAUUAACACAGUGAUAGAGUCAGCAGCAAAGUUGACGUGAUCCUAAAACUUGAUGACAUCAAGCUCGUCUAGCGUCCUUGUGUAAAAUUACUAGUGAGUGAUGAGGUUCAGCAUAAGGCCAUUUGCAGAGUGCUCUUUAAGUAUGGUCCUUUCCUGGGACUGACACAAGUUAAGAAUCUAAGGAGAGCAGGAUGUUUGAUCAAUGGCCAAUGGCUAUGUUCAGUCCUAAUUUGGGAGGAGGGGUGCAAGAAGGGAGACAUUCAUUUUUGGGUAAUCUUUGAUGAGUCCCCACCUGGUGAUUAUCACAAAUCUGUUAUCACAUUAAGAUAGUUGUGACCUCAUGACCAUGUUACUAUAUUAAAAGGAACUAUAUUUUGGCAAAACAUACCUGGGUUUUCAAACCUUUUAAUUCAUGUAUUACUCUAAAAAUCUUUAACUUCUUGAAAUUUUGAUAAAACUUCAAGUUCUUUAGUAACUGCAAACAAAACGUUUUAUUAACCAUCAGGUCAGUUUAUUUGGCUAGAUGGUGAAUUCCUUUAAUAUCUUUACCAUUUUCUCAAGGAAAAGUUACUGCUACUUGUGUAUGAUGUGCAUGUAUGUAUAUGUAUAGGUAUAUGUAUAUAUGUAUAGAUAGUUAAAAUAUAGUCUUUAGACAACUUUUUUAGAGAUUCUUGGCUCUAGUAUAUUUUUACUCAACUCAGGUGCCAAAGGAACUCUCUUAUGACAUGUAAAUAUGCAUUUAAAUUCUUUAAGAAGCAGUUUGUUGGUCCAAUAAACUAGCCAUUUUAGAAGCUACAUUGGGCUCUUGUGUGUCUAAAAUUGAUGAGUUGUUUCUAAAUUAUUGACUUCCAUUUAUUUGCCCUCAGUAUUAAGAUAACACAGGUAAACCUUAGUAAAUCACUGGAGAAUGAGGAAAUGAUUACUUUCCCAAAAGACCAUACUAUAUUUUAAAAUUUCUAAAAUAUACCAUACCAAAACAAAAAAAUCAAGAAAUGUUUGAAUUUUGAAUUAUAACCUAUUUCUUAAAAAUAUAUUUUUAAACAGCUUUCUUUUUCUCUGAGAAAUCUUAAUAUAGUUUAUAUGCUUCCCCUUAUUUAACAGAAUACAUGGUUUUAAAGUUCCAUACCUUUUUACCUAACAGUAAGUUUUAUUGGAAAAAAGCAACUAGUGGUUGCACAAAUGGUAUGAAAAAGUGGUUUCAAAAAAUUGAAUUUAAAUAUUUUCACUGAUUGAAAUGUGAAAAUAAAUUAUAUCUUUAAAAAGAGUUUAUUAACAAAUGACUCGAUUCUUACUCUUUUUCUAACAGAAGCAGAUGAUGUAUCUCAAUAGGAAUCUAGGGUCCCCCUCUGAGAUGAAUAGAUAUCAGUAACACUUAACCACAUCUGAAUAUUAAUGUUAAAUCAUGAUGAUUUUAUAAAGUUUAAUUUGUUUUUAGGAUAGGUUCCCUGGAUAGAUGGGAUUGAGACAAUACAUGAUGUAUAGAUGACAAUUUAAAUUGUCAUUUUAAUUUUUUUCCCCACAGUACAGUUAACCUAACUCUAAGUGGUAAAACUAUUAUGGCACUUUGAAGAAGUAAGCAGUCCCCUGCUCCCUAGUCUAGCAAGAGAAGGUGCUUGUGCCAGAGUAUAAACGAAUACAUAGCUUCCUUUAUCAAGAAAGUCUUGUUAUAAGAAAAAGUUAAGUGAGCCAGUGUGAUUAGUGACGUAAUUGAUUUUCAUUCUGGCACAAACACUUUUCUUUCAUUUUGGACUGGUCACAAAUUGUUCAUAGACCAUACUUUGAAUAGCCUUGUUCUAAGCAACAUUUAUAAAUGUUGAUAUUUUAUAACUGUUUACAUUUCUUUGAUUUGUUUUUGAGUUUGCAGUUUGAUAUCUGACUUAGGAGCCUGUCUUUGUUAAUUGUGUAAACAAUAGUACUUUAAUUUCAAACUGUAUUAAGAUUAAAUUAUCUGACUUUCAAUUUGGGAGAUUAUUAUCAAUCCAUUAUUUUAUAAAAAUAUUUUAAAGAACUUUAACUCAUUGUAAAUUUCCACAAGUUACAACUGUGCUGCCGUCUCAACUUUCAUUAAAUAAUCAUGCUGCUUAAGGCUUAUAGACAGACAUUAUUAUGAAUACUCUGGUAAAAAGAACUGUUUAUUAUAUCAACUUGAUCCUUUUAGUUGAAAAUUAAAAAGCACUUUUUUUUUUUAA
Choloepus didactylus (southern two-toed sloth) is the source of this 4571-nucleotide messenger RNA. RefSeq names its product serine/threonine kinase 17b (gene STK17B). The coding region runs from base 313 to 1431 and encodes 372 amino acids. NCBI's taxonomy places the organism in Eukaryota, Metazoa, Chordata, Mammalia, Pilosa, Megalonychidae. The record is from RefSeq and is a predicted model, not a curated record. Gene Ontology annotation, cellular component: nucleus. The transcript has 8 exons. Gene Ontology annotation, biological process: positive regulation of apoptotic process; protein phosphorylation; intracellular signal transduction. Gene Ontology annotation, molecular function: protein serine/threonine kinase activity; ATP binding.